Molecule: messenger RNA, 438 nt
Organism: Oxyura jamaicensis (ruddy duck)
Lineage: Eukaryota; Metazoa; Chordata; Aves; Anseriformes; Anatidae
Product: transmembrane emp24 domain-containing protein 1-like
Exons: 2
Coding region: 144-416 (90 amino acids)
Source: RefSeq, a predicted model, not a curated record
AUCCGCGGGCGGCCGCGGCGCCGCCUGCAGGCCCCGCCCCCCGCCUCCCGCCACGCGGCUCCGCUCCCGCCUCAGGCAGCGCCUCGGCCACCCCCGGCGGCGAGGGGGGCGGGGCCUGCCUUAAAGGCGCAGCGCGGCGCAAGAUGGCGGCCCCCUGGCUGUGGCUGCUGGGCCUGGCGGCCUGGGCCCGGCCGGGCGCCGCCCCGCCGCCGCCGCCACCGGACGCCGAGGUGACGUUCGUGCUGCCCGCGGGGCGCCGAGAGUGCUUCUACCAGGGGGCGCCCGGAAACGCCUCCAUGGAGGCCGAGUACCAGGUGAUCGGCGGCGCGGGGCUGGACGUGGAUUUCUCCCUGGAGAGCCCCUCGGGGCUGCUGCUGGUCAGCGAGCACCGCAAGUCGGACGGCGUGCACACGUGAGCUCCGCACCGGCACCGUGCCC